Messenger RNA from Paramuricea clavata, 519 nucleotides. The record is from the annotation of a GenBank genome assembly. Lineage: Eukaryota; Metazoa; Cnidaria; Anthozoa; Malacalcyonacea; Plexauridae.
AUGUCUGGGAACUAUAAAGGAUUACAAAGGCUUGUUAGUGAUUUCUGUGAUCGAUACAUUUUAUAUGUUCACUGCUUUCUACACAAAAUCCAUCUUGUUGUGACAUACGUUAUGGAAAAUCUUGAUGAGAUAAAGGAAUUUUAUGGCACAAUAACGGCGCUGUACAAUUUUUUCAAAAAAUCAGCUGCCCUUGAAUCAUAUGAUGGCACUGCACUGCAACGACUCAUUGAAACGCGUUGGUCUGGUCAUUAUGAUAGUACCAGUCACGUAAACAAGAAUUACGGUGAUCUGAUUCAAGCUCUUAUAGUGGCGUCAAAAAACAAGAAGUUAUCCGCGGAGGACAAAGCGCAGGCGAUAGGACUUCUUAAUCAAAUGGACGAUGACGAACACCAUUCAUUUAUUUUCAUUAAUUGCAUGUUAAUGAAGGUGUUAAAACCAAUUGAUAUUAUGGUCAAACAACUGCAAUCCGUCAAUGAAAAUUUCAUUACAGCACUUGAAGUAGUUAAAAGUGUUAACUAG